AUCAGCCCCACUAAAAACUCAGUCAAAGAAAAAUGAGAAAAACGAAAAAGAAACGGAAAACCGAAAUUAAGUGAUGGGUCUAGUUGAUAUGUUUGUGACUGGGUUCUGUUUCAAUUUAACUUGUCCAUUGGAGCCAUAUGUCAACGAUUUUUGUUUUGAAAAAACCUUUAAUAGAACAGAUGGCUUAGAAUACAUAAACUCAACUUGUCCUUUGAUAAAUUUUAGUGCCCUCCAACGAAGAAAAAAUUUAGAGUUACUUCAGGAAGAGUUGAAAGGGGCCAAUUUAAGAGUCACUACUUUAAAGAAUGGAAUAUUAAGUGGUUACACUGUGGACUCCAACGGAACAGUUAUUGGGACAGGAAUCGCUUUUGAUAUAUUGAAUAUUUUGCAAAAAAAGUUUGAAUUUACUUACGAUUUAAUAACACCAAAAAAUAAUGUUUUUGGAUCAAGAAACGAUGGGGUUUUUGAUUUAAUUAAGAAUAAGGAAGCUGAAAUUGGAGUAGGAUUUCUUCCAAUUCUGCAAAUCCGAACUUACACAAAUUUUCUUAAGUAUUCUCCAAGUUUAGACACAGGAGAAUGGGUGGUUCUUUUAAGACGACCUAAAGAAUCGGCAACUGGUUCAGGGUUAUUGGCACCCUUCACCAAAUGGGUUUGGAUUUUGAUCAUUCUUUCAUUAUUGGUGGUGGGUCCCAUAAUCUAUUUCAUCAUCUAUUUAAGGUAUAGAAUAUGCAAAGAUGACGCCAAACUGUAUUCCCUAUCUAAUUGUAUGUGGUUUGUAUAUGGGGCACUACUCAAACAAGGCACCACUCUUAAUCCUGUAGCAGAUUCAUCCAGACUACUAUUCUCGACAUGGUGGAUUUUUAUUACAAUUCUUACUGCAUUUUACACAGCAAAUCUUACUGCUUUUUUAACACUUUCAAAAUUCACUUUGCCAAUAGAACAACCAGAAGAUAUUGGCAAAAAACACUACGACUGGAUUACAAAUAGAGGAAACGCAAUCGAAGAUCAAAUUUAUCACGAAACUAGAAAUGAUGUAGACGAUUACAUGGUUGAAAGUGAAAAACUGAAGAAUAUCCUUGGACCACAAGCGUUUUCUGAGUAUAAUGAUCAGUCUGAUAUGGAUUUACUCACUGAAUAUGUUAAACAAAAGGGGAUUAUGUUUAUAAGGGAAAAACCAAUAAUUGAUUACGUUAUGUACGACGACUAUAAGAAUAAGAUUAAAGAGAACAUUGAAGAACAGAAACGUUGCACAUUUGUCAUCACGAAAUUUAACGUAGCUUUGUUCGCCAGAGGAUUCGCCUAUAGUAAGGAUUUCAAGUUUUCACAACUUUUUGACAAUGCAAUUCAACAACUAGUAGAAUCAGGCAUAGUUAAAUUUAAAUUACGGGAAUUCCUUCCUGACACUGAAAUAUGCCCAUUGAAUCUUGGAAACAAAGAACGUCAGUUAAGAAACUCCGAUCUACUGAUGACAUAUAUGAUAGUUGGCGGAGGACUAAUUAUUUCAUCUAUUGUAUUUUUAAUAGAAAUCGUUAUUGAGAAAAUGAAGCAGAGGAAGAAGCCACGGCGUCAUCAUCAUCCAAAUCUACAUAGACCACCCACAAAAGUGUUAGAUUUGCACUCGCAUAAUUUAGAUGCUGGUUUGAAGAAGUUUGUUACACCUCCACCUGCAUAUAAUUCUCUAUUUAACCCUCCCAUGUCUGUUAACAAUAAUGGAUAUAAAAAGAAAAACAUAAAUGGUAGAGAGUAUUGGGUUAACACAGAUCAUGGUCAUUCAACGUUGAUACCCUACAGAACACCUUCUGCGUUGUUAUUUCAAUUCACAAACUAAAUGUUAAUGUGUUGAAAACUGUAGUUUAUUAGACACAUCUAGAGGUUUUAUUAUUUAUAACAUAGUAGUAAUAAAUUACACUAGUUUACAUUCAAUUUUAUUAUUUUGCAUUUUGGUUUUGAAAAUGGGAUUAAUUGAGUAAAGCAAAUACAAGAAAUUUAAACAAUAAAUUUUUGUUUUUUAGUUUUUAUAAUAUUUUUUAAAAAUAUUUUUUUUCAGAGUAUCUUAAUUAUUGGGAAUCACAUAGGAUUGAAUCAGGAAGGAUUGAAUUCAUGUAAACUAGUGUUUUUGAAAUAAAUUAUAAUAAGUUCAUUAUGAAUCUAACAAAUUUCAUAUUAUGUAAGUUAUUUAAAAUCUUGUGUUAGUAAUAUUAUGUUUUCUCAACUUGGUCCAAU
Molecule: messenger RNA, 2223 nt
Organism: Aethina tumida (small hive beetle)
Lineage: Eukaryota; Metazoa; Arthropoda; Insecta; Coleoptera; Nitidulidae
Gene: Ir76b
Product: glutamate receptor ionotropic, delta-2
Exons: 8
Coding region: 74-1828 (584 amino acids)
Cellular component (GO): membrane
Molecular function (GO): ligand-gated monoatomic ion channel activity
Source: RefSeq, a predicted model, not a curated record